Pseudomyrmex gracilis is the source of this 2926-nucleotide messenger RNA. RefSeq lists its product as uncharacterized. The transcript has a single exon. The record is from RefSeq and is a predicted model, not a curated record. NCBI's taxonomy places the organism in Eukaryota, Metazoa, Arthropoda, Insecta, Hymenoptera, Formicidae. The annotation marks the transcript as partial. Gene Ontology annotation, molecular function: zinc ion binding; nucleic acid binding.
AUGAACAACGCNGACAAGAAAGAACAAUUGAAAGCCCUCAAUCGACAACGAGGCGCAAUAAAGGCGAAACUCACAUCGUUUCAUCUUUUUAUAGAAACAUUAAAGGAAAAUAGCGAUAGAAUAGAAGAACACGAAGUNAUAAACUUGGAACAGAGGCUAUGUCGAAUCAAAGAUUUGCUUUCUGAUUACGAUGCAUGUCAGGCGGAAGUUGAGCAACUGGUAGAAGAUGACGCACUGGAGGAGUGCUACAAACAGAGAGCAGAUUUCGAAGCAAAGUUUUAUCAGACAACGGCAAAAGCGCAAAGGCUUAUCAACGAGCUAAAACCAGAGGAACUAAUCACUAAUCAGAACAAUGCGGUAGCCUCCGACAUUGAAUCACAAAUCACGGCUGCNCUGCAUCGCAAAAUCAAGCUUCCUCAACUAAAACUCCCACAGUUUGACGGAUCAUACGACAAAUGGCCAGCAUUUCACGAUAUGUUUAAUUCCGUUAUUCACUCAGAUCAAAGAAUCGAUCCAAUCGCGAAAUUUCAGUAUCUACAGAGUUCCCUAACGGGCGAAGCGUUGAAAGUUCUCGGUGGACUUGAGAUCUCAGCAAUAAAUUAUGAAGCGGCAUGGGAGUUACUCAUCAGGAGGUAUCAGAACANUAAUCUGAUGAUUCACAAACAUAUAGCAGGCCUAGUUGAGCAGCCGAAGAUAACAAAGGAAAGCUAUGAAUCGUUACGCAAAUUAGUGGANGCUGUUCGAGGUCACAUGCGUGCUCUACUAGCGUUAAAACAACCAGUGAAUCAAUGGGGUAGCUUGUUGAUAUAUUUGAUUUCAGACAAGCUUGAUGCGUCAUCCAAAAGAGAGUGGGANAAAGAACUUGUAGAAUGCAAGGAAUUACCAGACAUCGAGGGUUUCUUAGACUUUCUCGAGAAAAGAUGUCAGCUCCUCGAGAAAAUAAGCAAGCAUCUUAAGACGCCCAUUGAAACACAGUCAGCCAAAACGAUAAGCAAAACAAGGGGCAAUUCAUCAACGCUCUCGCAUACCGCAACAAACAGGGCAAAGUGUCCAUCGUGCGAAGAAGAACACGGUUUAUUUGCGUGCAAAUCCUUCAUCGAUUUGCCGNUNAGUGCACGAAUAGAACAAGUCAAAAGAAAGAAAGCUUGUUUAAACUGUUUAAGGUUAGGUCACAUUGCAGUAAAUUGCAAGUCACAAAAAUGUCGCAAAUGUGGAAAGUCUCAUAACACGUUGCUGCAUUUGGAAAGAGUGGAAAAUCAUGAAGAAUUGAAUAACAAUAAAACACCAACGCAAGAAGCCCAAGCGGAAAGUAGGGAAACGCAGGAAAUCGUAUCAGCGCACGUCACAACAAGCAAGAUCACACGUGUACUACCCACGGCAGUUGUCAAGAUAAUUGCAGGAAAUGGACAAGUGCANAGAUGCAACGUACUUCUUGAUUCGGGCUCUCAAUCCAAUUUUAUGACACUGGGCCUGUGCAACUCGUUAGGCCUUCGUACCGUCAAAACANAUACCACAGUAACCGGCAUAAGUCGAACAGAAACCAGAAUCCAAGAGACAGCAAAGGCGACUAUCAAGUCAACACACAGUGACUACAANGCAGAACUUGUGUUCAUGAUAGUUCCCAAAAUCACGUCGUAUUUACCCAGCGAGCCGUUGGAUCUCGAGAAGACAAACGUCCCGAAUAACGUUCCUCUUGCUGAUCCAUACUUCCACAAGCCGAAGAGAAUACAGUUAUUAAUCGGUAUUGAUCUCUUUUGGGAUUUGAUUUGCUAUGAGCCUACAGGGCAUCCUUAUUUGCAUAAGACGAAACUGGGCUAUAUCGUCUCCGGAAANCUACAGCAGGAAUGUGUCAACAAUGCCUUACUAGCCUGCAAUUUGUCAACCAACAUAAGCGACGUUUCUCGUCAGUUAGAACGCUUUUGGGAGGUUGAAGAAGUAUCACAUAGCCGCAUUCUAUCGCCAGAAGAGCAGGCAUGUGAGACACUUUUUCUUGAAUCAACUAAGCGCGACAACAACGGUCGGUUUAUCGUGUCCAUUCCGUUCAAAUCGUCUCCCGGCAAAUUGGGUGACUCUAAAGAAUUAGCCAUACGACGGCUAAAGGCAUUAGAGAGCAGAUUGCAAAGAAAUGAGGCCAUGCGGCAUCAGUACAUAGACUUCAUGAGAAAAUAUGAAGAACUAGAUCAUAUGAGAAAAGUCGUCGAUGAUAGUCCUGCAACUCCAUUGUAUUAUCUGCCUCAUCACGGUGUGAUGAAGGAAAACAGUCUCACAACAAAGUUACGCGUUGUUUUCAACGCUUCAGCACCUACGACAACGGGCCUAUCGCUCAACGACAUACAGAUGGUUGGACCUACCAUACAACAAGACUUGUUAUCAAUCCUUUUNUGUUUCAGGCAACAUCCAUACGUGGUGGGAGCUGAUAUCGCUAUGAUGUACCGUCAGGUGCUCAUCGAACCGUCUCAAUGCGUCUUUCAACGCAUACUUUGGAGAGAAAAUCCGUCCGACNCAGUUGAGACAUACGAAUUGCGUACGGUUACUUACGGAAUGGCCUCCAGUGCCUUUCUGGCCAUCAGGUGUUUGUUCAGCCUGGCUGAGGAGUAUCAGGAAUCCUUCCCCGAGGCGGCAAACAUUGUACGCAAAUCUAUGUACGUAGACGAUUUGUUGUUUGGAGCGCCAUCACGUGCGGAGGCAGUUCGGCUCAUUGACGACGUGACACGUAUUUUGGCAACUGGGUGCUUUGAGUUGAGAAAGUGGGUAUCCAACGACUCACAGCUACUAGAAGCAAUCGGAAGAUCCGGUGAUAGUCACCAGUUCAUCAAGCUNGGUGAGACUGAAACCACGAAAACUUUAGGAUUAUCAUGGUCUGCUGGCAAAGACGAACUGAUUUAUCAUGUCGCAUUGGAUGAUGGCCACGAACCAGCCACGAAAC